GACGAACACUCUCACCAGUCCGUUUCACAUUUGUCAUCGAAGAUGUCUUGCCAAGCCUUGGAAAGACUCUCGCCGUUCGUUUUCAAGUCUACAGCCAUAUUGAUUUUGGGAAUAUUGACCAGGAUUGUGGAUAGUACCCGGGUGUUGUCUUGUGCUACUAUUUUUGUGGUAUUAUCAUAGUUCCGGUACCUACUGACCUCCAUAGUUUACGUACUGGACUACCACUAAAGACGUGUCUCAUGAAAGAAUGCAAGAGCUAAUUAAAAGAUGUCGAUUGUUGUCUCAUUAUUAUCAAAAUGUCGAAGAACUUCGUUUUGGCCAAGUAGUGCACAUACAUGUCUGACCAGGGAUCAGUAAGUCCGUCACGUCUACCGUCUAGAAUAUCAACCGAAUCCCCGACAAACCCCUCUCAAUCCCCGAAUGUUCUCCUGUAUGAACGAGUGAGGUUGCAAAGUUUUCAAAGUUUCCUUCAUGGAACUGUUGGAAAACAUCCUCGGGUAUUACUGGAGGAUCUACUGAAAGCAGAAGUUUUAUCAUCGAAACUGGUUUUGGCGAUUGAAGACCUUGUGAAUAGCUUGCUUAACAUGCUGGACAAACGGAAACACGUCACGGAGGAUUAUGGGAUGUCUAGCACGACAGAAGACGAGUCCAUAAGAAGUUUUCGCAGUGCUUUGAGAAACAGCGUUAACGCGUUGGAAGGUAUCACCAAUUUGAAGAUAUCGGAAGAGAUGAAACACACGAUGAGUUCAAAGACAUCGGAACACUCCUUGUCGAUGACGCAGGAUAAUCAAGAGCUAAACGUGGAAAAUUACAGCAAAGAGAACCACAGAGCAAUGAAGAUUUCGUUGCACAGCAGCGAGAGCACGACACCUGGAAACGAGAAAUCGUCGUCUCUCUCGACGAGAGGUUUCAACAGCACGUCAUCUUCGGAUCAUACGUCAGGCGAACACGCCACCGUGAGUGGCGGCGAGGAAUCACGUGGCUUAGAAGAUGUUUCACGUUUACAUGACGCUGUAUUGAAGUUGCGUGACGAAAUCGAAGAUUUGGAAAGACAACAAGAAGCUCAAUUCAUUAUGUUUGCGAGUAAGAUUAUGGACACGAAACAAGAUCACGGGCUCAAUGUUCGCCAAAUUCUUGAGAAAAUAGUACAAAAGCUUUCACCGCAAGAUCAAAAUUGGACAUUUCAAGCGCGUCUCAACGAAGGGGAUAUGGAGCAAUUAUUCUAUUUUGUUUUGCUUCAAAAGACUUUAAAAUCCUGUCUCGUUGUUAUGAACUCGAUUACACUUCCAGAAUUACAUGAUUUAAAUAUUGACGCUGAGACCGACAACGACAAACACGACGGAAAAAUCCAGUUGUGUAGUAUGUGUGAACGUGGCUUCAUUGCGAAGGAAUCUGGUAAAUGCGCAGCGGACGAAACGCUUCUCAAAACAAGCAAGCAGCCAUUCAAUUUCAACAGUUCCGACAGCAAUGACGAGCAGCAAAAUAGUUCGGCGAAAACUAGUCUGAAAAGGCCGAACGAAUUCGACGAUGAACAAAAACACAAAAAAAGACGAAAGAGCUAUCUUCUUUCUUGUUUUGCCGGAAAGUGGAUGAGAAAGAGACGCUCUAAGAAAUUGCGGCUAAAUUCUCAAAAAUGAUUGUAAUAAAUGUUAGUGAUUGUAUUUUCCCAUCGUUUUGAUCAUUUCCCAUCACUAUUUGAUCAUACAAAGUAAUAAAUAUUUAGUUUGAAGUGCAUGUGGAAGAUAUUUUGAAUAGAAAAUGUUGAAAAAAUAUCUAUAGCUAGCAAAAAGACAGCGCUUGCUAUGUUGCUAUGGUGAUUGCACAAAGCGCCAAGAAUAAUUUAAAAUUUCAUCACCAUAGUAACGACAAACAGAAAUAUUGAUUGACAAGUGAAAAUAAAAAAAAACAGUUCAAA
Messenger RNA from Xenia sp. Carnegie-2017, 1915 nucleotides. RefSeq lists its product as uncharacterized. The coding region runs from base 336 to 1637 and encodes 433 amino acids. The transcript is spliced from 8 exons. NCBI's taxonomy places the organism in Eukaryota, Metazoa, Cnidaria, Anthozoa, Malacalcyonacea, Xeniidae. The record is from RefSeq and is a predicted model, not a curated record.